Vespa crabro (European hornet) is the source of this 593-nucleotide messenger RNA. RefSeq names its product protein aveugle (gene ave). Gene Ontology annotation, molecular function: protein binding. Lineage: Eukaryota; Metazoa; Arthropoda; Insecta; Hymenoptera; Vespidae. Gene Ontology annotation, biological process: cell surface receptor protein tyrosine kinase signaling pathway. The transcript has 3 exons. Gene Ontology annotation, cellular component: cytoplasmic side of plasma membrane. The record is from RefSeq and is a predicted model, not a curated record. Bases 187 to 516 code for a protein of 109 amino acids.
AUGAGUUUAAUCUAUGCUUAUUAGUUAAGAUCAAUGUCACUAUGACAUUUUUUUAAUUAAUUGAUGAUUAUUUCUUAAAAAAUUAACAAAAUAAAACUAUGAUAGGUAUAUUUUAAAAUUUUUUCCGUUUGUUUAUGGAAUGGAUUAAUUAAAUCAUUGAGCAAAUAUUAAAGUUUUGCUAUUACAAUGGUAGAAGAAACUGUUAAUUCUACAAAUAAGCCAAAAAUUAAAACAGCCCGACCUAGACCAGUAUAUUUAUGGAAUGUUUUAGAUGUCCAGAAAUGGUUACGGAGACAUUGCAGUGACUAUUAUCAAUUAUAUCAUGAAAAAUUUCUUUAUCAUGAUAUCACUGGAAGAGUACUUUUAAGAAUAAAUGAAAAUAUUUUAUUAAGGCUUGGAAUUGAUAAUGAGCAACAUAGAAUGGAUAUAUGGAGAGAGAUUAUGAAGCUGCAUCUUAAGACUGACAUGUUAGAAAUUAGAGACAUAGAGCGUCGCAACAAUGUGAAUUUUGAUUAAAAUAGGUAUUUCUAUUUAAAUUUUAUAACUAUAUAAAAUUAUGACUUGCUGUAUUUUUAAUACAUGUUUAUAAAUGA